GAAAUUAUGACUGGAUCACAGAAACUUUUGAUAUAAAUUUUUGUGAUUUUCGCAAGAAAAAUUAUGAGGAAAUCUGCGGGUUUGAACUCUACAUGGACCUCUCUCAAUGGGAUUUAUUAGCCAAUGGUCUAGGUUUAAAUGCUGAUGAAAUAAUGUGGUGCCGACAGUAUCAUAAGGCUGGUCCUACUCAAGAAGUAUUUAACCUUCUAGCAAAGAAGAGGAAAUUGGAGGAGUUAACCCUAGGUGAUAUCUUGAGUUUAUUGAGAAAACUUAAACUAACAUCACUUCUCACUCGUGUCAAGUGGCAAGAUUGCAUUGGUCAGUACAGGGCUUCAGCUUCAAAAGGCAGUCAGUCUAGUGGGCACAACAGUAUGUCAAAUGGAAUUGCAUGGUCACAUGGUCCAGACUCAUUCACUUUAAACAUACUCCAAUUGCCGGAAAUUUUGGUAACUUCAGAGAAUGUUUCUGCUAGUGAAAUAAACUCUGUCUGCCAUGAACCUUUGAAGUCUAAAGCAAAGAAGAAAUUUGGGGCAAGAAUAAUUAUGAUUUUUGCCUCUGAUGCCAGGGAAGAGGCUUUAAAGGCAGCACAUCAGCUCAAGACACCACAAGGGAGCCGAAGGGAGAUUGGUGUUAUGAUUUUAACUUCAACACCUUCAAGUGAAGUCAGUAAUGCAUUACUUCAGGAUCCUUGGAAUAGCAUCCACAAAUGGUUUAAGGAGGUUGACUUUGUAGUUCCAGUUCUAUCCAAGCAGUUGUUACGCCAGAUACAGGUUCGAGACUCAGACCCAUCAGCACUUCAAGAGAUGCAGUAUAAUCGAUAUGUGUAUCGUCUUUUACUCGAUGACUAUGUUUCUAAUAUGAGCAAAAACUACAAAUGUCGUGCAUUAUGUUCUCAUGAGGGUAUGUCUGAGGUUCGUAAAAGUGAGGUUGUGAAAGCAAAUGGUCUUUUGGAGAUGAAUUGGGAUUGCUCAUCAGAAAAAGAAGUACAAAUGCUAGCAGAAAUUCUCAUUAGUGGCGCCAAAGAGAGACGAAGACAUCGGAGGGAGAAUGCAUUUCAUUAAGUUGGAAAUACAAAAUAACUGGAGAUUUUCAGUUGAGUAUAGUACCUAUAAAGAGUUUUGAAAUAAGUUCAAGAAUUAUCAUAUUGUCUAAUUCUUUUAUACAAUAAGUAAAAUUCUAUGUAUUACAAGCAGUCCCUGGUUAUUGGCGGGGGUUCUGUUCUGACAGCUAGAUGAUAAGGGAAAAUCACCGAUAACCUGAUUUUGGUACCAAUAACCAGGUAAUGGCACCUCUGUUAGGUAUGUAUCUGCGCCAAUACUCUAUUAUCAGCGCUGAUAACUGGAAAUUGGCGAUUUUUGGUGCUAGUCAAGCCCCAUAAAAAUGGAUUGCCGAUGACUGGGGGCUGCCUGUAUUUCUUAUGGGAGUAGGAUGUUAUUUUUAAAUUUACCGUAAACUUUUGAAAAAGAUAACAAAAUUCUGGAUUACACAUUCUGGAAAAAAUUAGAAUAUGUCUUUUUACUUACCAUCACUAGGUAAUUUUGAAACUACCUAACCUUUCUACUUACCUGUAAUCAGAUACUGUUAAUUUGAAGAAAGCAGUAGAACUUAUAGUACAAUGUAAUGUCAUGUUGGGUGGCCUGUUCCUCCAUGAUCUUGAAAGAUGAGUGCAUUCAAGUCAAAAUCCAUAAGUUUUUGAGGAUAUUCUUCUGUCUGUUUAGCUAGAAAGGAUCCUUUAAUUCAUGGACCUUUGUUUUGAUCACACCACCGUCCCAAAAGUCUGCCUUCAUGUUGUGGCCCCAAUUGCUUUCUUGACUCACAUGAGAGAUACCAUGCUUUUAAAGUACCAUGACAAUGAUACAAGUUUGAUCUGACACCAAAAAAAUAAAGAUAAUUUAUAUGGGAAUGUAGCUUUAUAAACCAAGAGUCUAUUAAAAAUUUAGGAUUUAGAUACUAAUAAGGCUGUCUUAAAAGAGAUCUCAGUAGCCUCAUUCCUAUCUUUGUAAUUGUAACCAAAGUUAGCAGUCCACUUGAGCUCCUUGGAAAAUUAAUUCCUCACAGCUGGAACUGGACAUUAGUGGUUUUCCAGUGACUAUCUAGACAACCUUUAAGACUUAGCUUAGUGGUUAGACAGGUGGAACAGCUUAGUGGUUAGACAGGUGGAACUUCCUACUGCUAAAGACUUGUUACUUUUAAUGCGUGCCUUUCGGGAAGGUUGCAGCUGUAACUAAGACGUGGAAUACUUUGCAUAGUGCUGCUGUUUUCUGAUUUCCAAUAUACUAUUUAAGUAAGAGCAAAUUUAUUCCUGCUCUCUGCUGAUAUCUGCAUUCAUUUUUUGUUUUAUUUUCUAUACCCUCAUAUUCAGUUAUUUGUUACCUUUUCCUAUAAAUUCUCUCUUCACAGGCUGAUUUUUCCUCAGAGCUUUCUUGGGUUAAUAGUUAGUUCCGAUACAGAAUACAAACCUUCGGUCCCUUACAAUAGGAAGGUACUUAUCGGCAGCUGAACCGGUCGUAAACUUUCGAAUAAGGGGUUCGGUAGUUAACUACUUGUCCGGCAGUUAGCGGUACGCUCGACUGCGAGGCGAGAAGUCACUUUGCUUUCGGCCGCGCUCGUGGAUGGACGUGCUUCUCUUCGUCUCUCUGCCCGUUUCUGUUGUAUGCUUGGUUUACUUCACUGUGUGAAGACUUUUUCGCUUUUUCUUUUGCUUGUAUGUGUUUGCAAGUACAAAACUAAGUGCGUGUGUUUUUGUUUUUCAUUUAUUAUGGAAAUUAUGCAACAAGAGCCGGACAAACCCCCUCACCCCCCAUCAACUGUAGACUAUGCCCAGGUAUUGGGGGUCGUAUGUGUGGGGCUUUCCGCUCUUCUGUGGAGGUUGAUCCUCAUGAUUUUUGUGCUUGGUGUAGAGGGCGUGAAUGCUCUCGCACUGUGACUUGUGACACUUGUAUUUUUUGGUCGGAGGCGCAGUGGGAGCACUACGGGGGGAGGAAGAAGCCGCGGAAGCCGGCUAAGGAGUCGUCGGAGGACUCCCCGGCUAUGCCCUUGGUUACCGAUAUGUCUUCCUCCCUCCGGCUCAGCUCCCUCGUAUGGCUCCUUCCCCUUCGGGGGAGGUUUCUCUAUCCCUAUCCUCCCUCGAUCAGUCGAGCGUAGAGGAGGGGGCGAGAUACCCCGACAUCCAGUUGUACUCAGAGUCCUCCGUUCGCUCGGGCUGGGAAUUAUCCCCCCCAGGCGAGGGGGGGACCCCCCCCCCACUAAUCUACCCGACUUUUCCUCCCUCAGACUUGCUGACCACGGAAGACGAUCUCGGUAGGGCCUGGUACUUGCUGGGGCUGCAAGGGACACUGACGGUCCAGGGGCUGCUUAGUCAUCUGGCGAGAGGGGCCACGCAGGUUACGCACGGGCCUACCACCACGACGGUGUCCACGCCGGGCUAUGCUGCUCCGCCUCACCUGGUUUAUACGCAGCACGUAGCCACAGUGUCCCCGACAGCCGCUGUACAGGCUCCGCUGCCGGAGGUUUCCUUGCCCGUUGCUAUGCCGCCUCCUGGUUUUCCCGCUACUGCCGCAGCCCCGGACUUCCAGUGUCCCAAGAGCUCGCCACUAGACCUACCUCCUGUGCAGAGGAUGCUGCCGGUUCCUGCCCCGCCUCCUGUUCCUGAUUUCGUUGCCGCUCCAGCCUUGGUACCAGUUCCUGCCGCUGUCGUUCCUGCCUGUGGUGUUGCUGCUCCCACCCCAGGUCCUUCCGGACAGGUGCAGUUGGGCCCUGUUGCUUUGGCAACUGCCCUGGCUCCGUCCUGGAUGGAAGACCUGAUGGUGGUGCUGAGGAAGCUGACGUAGAGGAAGAGGAGGAAGGUGUCGUCUUCGUCGCCUGCCGCCACUUCCCCUUCAACUUCUAAGGCUACCAAGCCGAAGAAGAAGAAGGCUGCCUCCUCCCCCCCUAAGAAGUCUCGUGCCGUCGGUCCUCCUGUUCCUUCGGGAACGGGGCCCGUCUCUCCUUCUGCAAGGAAGAAGAAGACGGGGACCGAAGGAGUGUCGGCUAGCACCAGCACCUCCUCACCUGGUGCCAGAGGUACCGUCUCGGCCUCUCGUUCGCGAGAGUUACCGAGGUGACCAGACAGCCAAGACCCAGGCAUCCGAGUUCUCUCGGCGCCAGGAUCCAGGCACGGGAUGGAAGACUGGAGGGAGUCGCUCGGGCGACUCUCACCAGACCAGCGAUUGCUCUUACGGCGAUACGCUGGUACACAGAGUUGACGCGACGGUCCCAGACCGCUUGCGGGCUGAGGCGAGGAAGCGGUCCCAUCGGUCGCCUGAACCAGCCGACGCACCGUGAGGAUAGGCCUCGCUCCCACCGCGACAGUGAACUCUGCAGGUCCCCUGACCGCUGCUCCUUCCAGGACCGGGUGGAGAGGGGGACCAGCAGCAGCUCUUCUGACGCUCGGGACCGUCGCCGCUGUUCUCGGUUCAGCCGCUCUCCCCGGGAGAGCCGCUCGACCAGGCCUGCAGACUGAUCGCCACCGUGGGUUGGCGAUCGCCUGCACACCGGCUCUGCCAGUGGGCGCGGGGCGAGUGUCAGGUCUGCCUCUCCAGUCCCUUCAACUUCCUCGGGCUUUACCUGGAAGAGCAAGGUGAUCAGGAGCAAUCACGAGGGGCGCGCCCCUCACGAUCCCGCCACGACGCCCUACGAACCUGGCACGGUCCUUGGACCAACCAGAUUGUACGUGCAAGUGGUAGGAGGAGACCAGGAGGGGUCUGUCGUGGUUCCUCCUGUGGAAGAAGGAGGUUCCCGGGAGGCAAUCUCGUUGGAAGGGCUUGACGGUCUGUCUUCACAGGAUGCAGUCACUCCCAAGAUCCAGAGGUCAUUCGCGGAGGUAAUUGUGCUGAUCCGUCAGCACAACGAACUCAGAGAAGGAUCGCUGUUCCCACCUACCGAACCCACGUUGGGCUUGGAGGAACCCAGGACGGCAGUGGGUCUGCCGCGAUCAGCUUUGGCUGACACACUCUUCUCCGGACAGGAGGGUUCGCUUCGGUCCGGUAGGUCUGCUAAGCUCCUUCCUCCACCUCUACCACGACAGAGGGGCGAGGACCCUCUGUCGCCCAAACAGGUUAACCCAGAGCUAGCCAGGCUAACUCCGGGCGCGUCUCUGCCGCAGCUCCUGUCGGAGAACCUCUGGUUCUCGCAGCAGGGAGGCACUUGCCUUGGAGUCUACUGCAAUGGCAGCCUUCCAAGCAGUCUCAUGGCUCGACCUGUGGUCCCUCAGUGUCGAAAACCGCAGCCUCUUUAGGGAACAUCACUCCUGAAGGGGACCCGGCUUUCGUGAGACUGUGCCAGUCUGGGGGUAGGGCUAUCGCCUACCUGACCCACCAGAUGGCCAACCUGUGGGCCAACCUGGUUCUCCAGCGUAGAGAUGCUGUUCUCACCCGAGUGACCAGGGCGGCCGGGCGUCAGGCGGCUCUGGGUCUUCGCAACGGACCAGUGCGUAGUUCCUCCUCUUGCGGAGUUCCUCCUCUUCUCUUCCCAGGAGAGAUGGUGGACGCUGCGGUGGAAAGACGGCGCACUGACGACAGUGACCAUUUAGUAUGCCAGGCAGUCUUGAAGGCGUCUGGGCAGCCUUGAGUUACUGCGGCCAAGCCCAAGAGUUUGGUUAGCGCUUCCUCUGCAGGCAAGACGAUCGCAUUGUCGAAGCCCAAAGGAAAGACUCUGCCUUCAACUUCUUCAAGGAGCGACCGUUACCAGCCUUCCUUCUCACAAGGAGGAGCAGGGAAGAAGAAGUCGAAGAUAGGUGGGAAACGCUAGGGACGGCGUUCCCCCUCACCUGCUGCCGAAAGUGGAGGGGUGCCUGGCGAGCCAUUGGGCAACAUAGCAGCGCUACGGUGCGGACACCUGGGAUGUAACCAAGGACAUGAUGCUUCGGCAGGAAGUAGAAGCCAUGCUGAGCAAACGAGCUGUGGAGAUCGUUCAGGAUCAGUUGCCAGGCUUCUACAGCUGCCUCUUCCUGGUGGAGAAGUCUUCGGGGCGGCUGGUGCUCGGCGAUAGAUCUCUCUCCCUUGAACAGAUUCGUUCGCCAGGCUCAGUUCACAAUGGAAACAGCACGUUCGGUGCUCGAUUCCAUCAGGGAGAAUGACUUCAUGCUUUCUGUGGAUUUGAAGGAUGCGUAUUUCCAGAUACCAGUCCAUCAAUCCUCCAGGAAGUACCUCUGCUUCAUCCUCGAUGGGGUGUACUGGUUCAGGGUACUUUGUUUCGGUCUCUCAACUGCCCCACAGGUGUUCACGUGAGUGUUCACACUGGUGUUGGCUUGGGCCCACUCGUCCGGGAUACGUCUCUUGAGGUAUCUCGACGAUUGGUUAGUCCUGGCGAGCUCCCGCUCGCAGUUGCUGCAGGACAGAGAUCAACUCCUCGAAUUCUGCCGCGAUCUGGGAAUUGUUGUGAAUUACGAGAAGUCAGAGCUUGAACCCAAGCAGAGGAUGAAGUACCUGGGCAUGCUGAUCGACACGGCAGCAGGGCGAGUCUUCCCCACAGAUUCGCGGAUCAGCAGGUUCAGGGAGGCAGUAAGACAGUUCCUGUCUCGACAGGAGCAACCGGCUCAGCAGUGGCAAGUCGUGAUCGGCCACCUGUCGUUUCUCGAGAAGCUAGUCCCUCACGGGCGUCUUCACCUGCGGUCUCUUCAGUGGAGACUAAAGGAGUGUUGGUCACAGGCAAGGGAUCCUCCCUUUUUCCCUGUGUCCCUCAUGGAGGAGGUGAGGCAGGACCUAGCCUGGUAGCUGGAUGACAGGAAUCUCGUAAGAGGAGUGCCUAUUCGCACUCCCCCCCCCAGAGAUGCUUCUCUUCUCGGACGCAUCGACCGAGGGAUGGGGCGCACACCUGGAGGAGUUGCUGACUGCAGGUGUGUGGGACCAUCGCAACAAGCACCUUCACAUCAACGUCCUGGAGCUCAAGGCAGCGUUCCUCAGUCUCCAAGAGUUCUGGGACCGUCUGGUGGGACACUCGGUGGUGUUGAUGUGCGACAACACCACAGUAGUGGCAUACGUCAACAAGCAGGGGGGCCUAGUGUCCCUCCCGUUGCACCAGUUGAUGCUGCAGGUGCACGAGUGGGCCGCGGCACACUCAACAUAGUUGUCGGCUCGCUACAUUCCAGGCAAGAGGAAUGUGGUAGCCGACAAGCUCAGUUGUCGUGAUCAGACGAUAGGAGCCGAGUGGUCCCUUUAUCUAGACGUGGCAGAAAGGCUCUUCAACCUGUGGGGGCGCCCUGUCGUGGAUCUGUUCGUCACCCGGCACAACCGAAAACUCCAGGUUUUCUACUCAAUUGCGCCGGACCCAUGGGCAGCCGCAGAGGACGCUCUUCAGCAUCCGUGGGACAACCUCUUCGUCUACCCCUUUCCCCUGUUCUGUCUGAUUCGCAAAGUGAUCAGCAGGGCGCUGAUCGCUGCGAACCUUCCGAUGAUCCUAGUGGCGCCCAAACGACCUCAAGCCGUUUGGUAUCCAGACCUGCUGGCUCUGCUUGCCGGAGCGCUGAGAGAGAUUCCCCCUUGGCACAGCCUUCUGUGCCAGCCACACGUAGAACGGUACCACUGAUCCGUUGAGUCCCUGUGUCUUCACAGUUGGCUUCUAUCCACCAUCUCUUGCGAGCAAGAGGCUUUUCUCGCAGCGCAGCGACAGAGUUGGCCAGAUACCUCAGACAGUCUUCUGCGGCUGUCUACCAGGGGAAGUGGUCCGUCUUCUGUGGUUGGUGUCGUGGACGGGGUCUCUCUCCUCUCAGAGCCUCUCUUCAGCAGGUAGCGGAUUUCCUCUUCUUCCUUUGCCGAGAGAAGCUCCUCUCCGUCUCCGCAGUUAAGGGCUACAGAGCCGCCCUGGCCUUAGUCCUUAAACUGAGAGGUUUGGAUAUCUCCUCUUCUUUCGAGAUCUCCCUCCUGAGGAAAAGCUUCGAGAGAUCUUGCCCACCCAGGGAAACUCAGGCCCCCGGAUGGGAUGUGACUCUCGUCCUUAGGAGUUUGACUCGCAGACCCUUCGAGUCACUCCGAGAGUCGUCAGACAGGGAUCUGACCCUUAAGAAGACCCUCUUCUUGCUGGCCCUGGCAUCGGCGAAGAGAGUAUCCGAACUUCAUGGUCUAUCCUUCAACAUUAAGCAUUCCAGGGGAUGGGGAUCCGUGACGCACGAUUUCGUCCCGAACUUCGUAGCGAAGACUCAGAAUCCUUCGGUCGCUGACGACUGGUUCGAGUCCUUCAUGAUCCCCUUUCUGAAGGAUUUCACCGAUAAUGAUGCGGAUGAGAUGCUGCUUUGUCCUGUGAGGGCGCUACGGUGCUAUCUGAAGAAAACUCGACACCUCAGGCCUGAGUGUCGACGCCUCUUCGUUAGCACUGGGGUUACAAAGAAAGAAGUUUCCAAGAAUACUCUUUCUUUCUGGCUGCGUGAGGUGAUCAGGAGGGCGUACGAGACAGCUGGCAGUGACGACACCCGUACCCUUCAUCCGAGAGCCCACGAAGUCAGAGGUAUUGGUCCAACCCUUGCAUUCCGCAAGAACUUCUCCCUGGCGCAGGUUUCUGAAGGCAGGGGUUUGGGCCAACCAAUCCACCUUCAUUUAUUUCUACCUUCGGGAUAUCACCCACAGGUCCUUGGACACCUUUUCCUUGGGACCCGUGGUGGCUGCUCAACACGUUGUGUAGUCUACCCAGCACCUGAGCUGACAGAACAGCAUCGCAUCCUUGUGUGACUGUAUGUAUGGACGAGUGAAAGAGAGUGUGACUGGCCUCUCUUCCUCCUUCAUUCUUCCCUCUACCUGUGGGCAGAGGGCCACGGUCGUCACUACGCUGAACAGGAGGCCGAUGCAGGUAAGCUACACAACCGAGCCCCAUUCUAUCCCUUUCAGUAGGGAUAGAAGUGUUUAUCCACCACUCCCCAACAAGGAGGGGAGUGGAAGCCAACAAGAGACAAACCCAUAACUUUACUUUGGCUCUUGAAGUAGGAAAUAGUUCUUGAUUUUGCUAAUUAUAAGAGGUACGCUUGCCUUCCUCUUAUAAUUUGGUCCAGAAGUCUGACCUCUGAUCCUGCGGUGCACACCCUGAUCAGCUAGGCAGAGGCUAGGAUCCCUCCCUCUGGUCUUACGACUAGGGAGGGAAUCCAAGGUAGGAUGAACACCAGUCUGUUCAUAAGACUCAGAUUCCACCCACCAAUAAGUGAGUCUUCCUAUUGUAAAGGACUGAAGGUUUGUAUUCCGUAUCGGAACAAAUAACAAUUUGUCGAACAUUGUAUUUUUCCUAACUAUACAAACUUGAGGUCCUUUACAUAUAGUCCCACCUCAUGCCACCCCUCACUCUGCAUUUCCUGGGCCUCAAGCAAAGUGACUUCUCGCCUCGCAGGCGAGUGUACCGCUAACUGCCGGACAAGUAGUUAACUACCAAACCCCUUGUUCGAAAGCUUACGACCAGUUCAGCUGCCGCUAAGUACUACCUUCCUGUUGUAAAGGACCUCAGGUUUAUAUAGUUAGGAAAAAUACAAUUUUCAACAAAUUGUUAUAUUCUGUUGACUUAGUCCAUAAGGGUUCUCAGCUGAAGAUUUAAUUUAAGAAAGAAAGAUGAAGGCAGUACAACUAGCGCUGUAGGCAUUAGGAAGAUAACUUUUUACCAAAUUGCCAGGUGUGACAGGGCAAUUCCACAGUGGUGACCUAACUCAGGAAUGAAUAUAGUGUCAGAGUCUCAUGUAAAGUACUAAUCACUGUCAGAUGUUCUGUUGUAGGUAGAGUUCAUGAUACUACUAUCAUCCUCAGAUACAUCCCAAAGAGUUUUUAAAAUUAAUUUCUUCCAAAAAUAUAUACAAUAUGGUAUUGUACAGUAAAGCCAAACAAGGUAGUAGUUGGAUGCUUUUGUUCUAACUACUUAGGCUCACAAGAUUUGUGUUUUGACAGCUAUAAAACUCCUUCAUUGGAUGUAGUACAGCAGUGUACCUCAUACAGUAAUGUAGUGCUAUAUAAAUGUUUUUCACUCUGUGUAAGAGCAUGUCUAUAUGCACACAAGUUAAUAAAAACUCGUACAGGAUAGAGGGGCUACAGUAAGUGUGCAGAUUUGUUUAAUGCAAUACAUAUAUGCAUGCAUAUGCUCAUUGAAAAAUUUGUGUAAACUUCAUUACUAUAUUAUGAGUAAUAUUGUAGUACCUGAUAUCAUGUCAAUAAAAGUACAGUAGCUCACUAAUAGGGUGCAGUAUAGUAUUGUACUUUACUUCUAGACGUAUUGGUGCUAAAUAGACAUCUUGAUUUGAGGGUUUUUGCCUCCAGAUCAAGCAUGAAACUGUUUUUUUACUAAUUUAGAUAGCUUUCUACUCUAAAAAUUAUGCUAAAGCUAUUAUUGUCCUGCAGUUUAUAUUAAUAAUAAGGGUAUUAUCUUUACAGGUACUGUUUGUUUAUAUAAAUAAAACCUUUUAUAGUUUCAUUUGGCAACCAAAGACACUAAUGAUGUCAGUAAAAUGCAAUCAGCUGAUUAUAUUAAGAAUGUAAAGAGCACCAGAAUGCAAAUGGCAUAUGAUUGCUUUGUUCAUAUUUUGUAAUGCUAUAAUACAUGUAAUAUGAUACAGUAAAACAACAGUGUUAUUAAAAUUAUCAUUAUUCUCA
Macrobrachium nipponense is the source of this 10589-nucleotide messenger RNA. RefSeq lists its product as uncharacterized. NCBI's taxonomy places the organism in Eukaryota, Metazoa, Arthropoda, Malacostraca, Decapoda, Palaemonidae. The coding region runs from base 93 to 1061 and encodes 322 amino acids. The record is from RefSeq and is a predicted model, not a curated record. The transcript is spliced from 6 exons. Gene Ontology annotation, molecular function: protein binding. Gene Ontology annotation, biological process: signal transduction.